This is a messenger RNA of Closterium sp. Yama58-4, 4803 nucleotides long. The record is from the annotation of a GenBank genome assembly. NCBI's taxonomy places the organism in Eukaryota, Viridiplantae, Streptophyta, Zygnematophyceae, Desmidiales, Closteriaceae.
AUGAGCGGAACCCCAUUGAGUGCUGCAGUGGGUGUUGGGUUGGCAGCUGGGUCCAGUGCUGGGGACGCCACAGGCAGCAGAGCAGCAAGUAGCAUGUCUGAAUCCGCCCCGCUCAGCUUUACAGGGGAGCCUAUGGGUGUGGGAGUGUCACCUGUGGGUGUAGCGUUGAGUUCUUCGAUGGGUGCUGGGUUGGCUGCUGGGUCGGCUGCUGGGUCGAGUGCUGGGGCCUCCACAGGCAGCAGAGAAGCAAGUAGCAUGUCUAAUUCUGGGCCUAUCAGCCUUACAGGGGAGCCUGUGCGAGUGGGAGGGCCACCAGUGGGGGUGGGAGUGUCACCAGUGGGUGUAGCGUUGAGUGCUGCGAUGGGUGCUGGGUUGGCUGCUGGGUCGAGUGCUGGGGGCGACACAGGCAGCAGCGCAGCAAGCAGCAGGUCGAAACCUGGCCCGCUCAGCCUUACAGGGGAGCCCGUGGGUGUGGGAGUGUCGCCUGUGGUUGUACCAUUGAGUGCUGCGAUGGGUGCUGGGUUGACUGCUGGGCCGAGUGCUGGGGACGCCACAGGCAGCAGCGCAGCAAGCAGCAUGUUGAAACCCGGCCCGCUCAGCCUUACACGGGAGCCGGUGGUUGUGGGAGUGUCACCUGUGGAUGUAGUGUUGAGUUCCUCGAUGGGUGCUGGGUCGAGUGCUGGGGGCGCCACAGGCAGCAGAGCAGCAAGCAGCGUGUCUAAAUCUGGCCCUCUCGGCCUCACAGGAGAGCCUGUGGGUGUAGCGUUGAGUGCUGCGAUGGGUGCUGGGUUGACCGCUGGGCCAGGUGCUAGCAGCAUCGUCACCGCACAGACUGUAGCGUUGAGUGCUGCGAUGGGUGCUGGGUUGAGUGCUGAGGGCGCCACUGGCAGCAGCAGCAUCACCGCAGAGACUUCAGCAGUCAAAACCACCUCGAUGUUUGGAGCAGCUAAGGCAGCAGCAGCAGCAACCGCUCCUACUGCUGAAAAUACCACUGCUGGUGGUAGUUUGAAUGCCAAUGCCACACCAGAGACUGCUACUGCUAGUGCUAGCAGCAUCAUCACCGCAGAGACUAAGUUCGGCAUUCCCAAGAGUGGGAGCGAAACCAAAUUGACUGCUGUAAUGGGUGCUGGGUUGACCGCUGGGUCCAGUGCUGGGGGCGCCACAGGAAGCAGAGAUGCAAGCAGCAUGUCUAAAACCGUGCCUCUAAGCCUUUCAGGGGAGCCCGUGGGUGUGGGAGGCCCACCUGUGGGUGUAGUGUCGAGUGCUGCGAUGGGUGCUGGGUUGACCGCUGGGUCCAGUGCUGGGGACGCCACAGGAAGCAGAGCAGCAAGCAGCACGUCGAAAUCUGGCCCGCUCAGCCUUACAGGGGAGCCCGUGGGUGUGGGAGGGUCACCUGUGGGUGUAGCGUUGAGUGCUGCGAUGGGUGCUGGAUUGACCGCAGGGGCAGGGGCAGGGGCGGGAGCAGGGACAAAGGCAGGGGCAGGGGCAGGGGCAGGGGCAGGGGCAGAGGCUGGGGCAGGGGCAGGGGUAAGGGCAGGGGCAGGGGCAGGGGCAGGGGCAGGGGCAGGGGCAGGGGCAGGGGCAGGGGCAGGGGCAGGGGCAGGGGCAGGGGCAGGGGCAGGGGCAGCGGCAGGGGCAUGGGAAGGGGCAGGGGCAGGGGCAGGGGCAGGGGCAGGGGCGGGGGCAGGGGCAGGAGCGGAGAAGUCAAGCAAGUCAAUGGCUUCAACCGUGUCUUCUGUGUUCCGGUCCAUGUCUUCUAUGUUUCGUGGUGCUGCCACCACUGAUGCCGGGACUGCUAGCACCAUCAUCGCCACAAGAUCUUCAGCAGCAGACACCGCUGAUACUGCUGAACAUGCAACUGCUGAAAAUACCACUGCUGGUGGUAGUUUGAAUGCCAAUGCCACUUCUGGUGUUGCUACUGCUAGUGCUAGCAGCAUCGUCACCGCAGAGACUGUAGCGCUGAGUGCUGCGAUGGGUGCUGGGUUGAGUGCUGAGGGCGCCACUGGCAGCAGCAUCGUCACCUCAGAGACUUCAGCAGUCAAAACCACCUCGAUAUUUGGAGCAGUGAAGGCAGCUUCAGCAGAAACCGCUCCUACUGCUGAAAGCGCCACUGCUGCUGGUGGUAGUUCCGAUGCUGCUGCUGCCGCCGCUGCUGCUGCUGCUGCUACUGCUGCUGCUGCUACUGCUGCUGCGGUGGCUGCUGCUGCUGCUGCUGCUGCUACUGCUGAAAGCGCCCCUGCUGCUGGUGGUAGUUUGAAUGCCAAUGCCACUUCUGGUGUUGCUGCUGCUAGUGCUAGGAGCAGCAUCACCGCAGAGACUUCAGCAGUCAAAACCACCUCGAUAUUUGGAGCGGUGAAGGUAGCUUCAGCAGAAACCGCUGCUACUGCUGAAAGCGCCACUGCUGCUGGUGGUAGUUCCGAUGCUGCCGCUGCCGCUGCCGCUGCUGCUGCUGCUGCUUCUGCUGCUACUGUUGCUGCUGCUGCUGCUGGAAACACCACGUCUGCUGGUGCUGAGACGGAAAGCAUCACCAUCACAGAAACUUUAGCAGAAGAAACCGACACCACUCUGAAACGUGGUUCAGAAGCCGCAUCACGAGCCCUUUCAGACGUGUCUGAAGUCAAUGCUCGGGCGAAAUCCGGCCCUCUGGACAAGUUGGGCAUUUUCGAGAGAAUGAGCGGAACCCCAUUGAGUGCUGCAGUGGGUGUUGGGUUGGCAGCUGGGUCCAGUGCUGGGGACGCCACAGGCAGCAGAGCAGCAAGUAGCAUGUCUGAAUCCGCCCCGCUCAGCUUUACAGGGGAGCCUAUGGGUGUGGGAGUGUCACCGGUGGGUGUAGCGUUGAGUUCCUCGAUGGGUGCUGGGUUGGCUGCUGGGUCGAGUGCUGGGGCCUCCACAGGCAGCAGAGAAGCAAGUAGCAUGUCUAAUUCUGGGCCUAUCAGCCUUACAGGGGAGCCUGUGCGAGUGGGAGGGCCACCAGUGGGUGUGGGAGUGUCACCAGUGGGUGUAGCGUUGAGUGCUGCGAUGGGUGCUGGGUUGGCUGCUGGGUCGAGUGCUGGGGGCGACACAGGCAGCAGCGCAGCAAGCAGCAUGACUGAAUCUGGCCCUCUCAGCAUUCCAGGGGAGCCCGUGGGAGUGUCACCUGUGGGUGUAGCGUUGGGUGCUGCCACGAUGGGUGCUGGGUUGACCGCAGGGUCCAGCGCUAGGGACGCCACAGGCAGCAGAGCAGCAAGCAGCAUUUCGAAAUCCGGCCCACUUAGCCUUACAGGGGAGCCUAUGGGUGUGGGAGGGUCACCUGUGGGUGUAGCGUUGAAAAGCAUCACCAUCACAGAAACUUUAGCAGAAGAAACCAACACCACUCUGAAACUUGGUUCAGAAGCCGCAUCACGAGCUCUCUCAGACGUGUCUGAACUGAAUGCUCAGGCGAAAUCCGGCCCUCUGAACAAGUUGGGCAUUCCCAAAAGUUUGAUCGGAACCCCAUUGAGUGCUGCAAUGGGUGCUGGAUUCAGUGCUGGGUCGAGUGCCGGGGACGCCACAGGCAGCACAGCUGCCAGCAGCAUGUCUGAAUCUGGCCCGCUCAGCCUUACAGGGGAGCCGGUGGGUGUGGGAGGGUCACCUGUGGGUGUGGGAGUGUCACCUGUGGGUGUGGGAGUGUCACCUGUGGGUGUGGGAGUGUCACCUGUGGGUGUGGGAGUGUCACCUGUGGGUGUGGGAGUGUCACCUGUGGUUGUACCGUUGAGUGCUGCAAUGGGUGCUGGGUCGAGUGCUGGGGACGCCACAGGCAGCAGCGCAGCAAGCAGUAUUUCGAAAUCCGGCCCGCUUAGCCUUACAGGAGAGCCUAUGGGUGUGGGAGUGUCACCUGUGGAUCGACCUGAGGAGAUCACGACUAGCUCGGGAUUGAAACUGGGGGGAGGCCAAGGGGGAGAGGAAGCAGCAGGGGAAGGGAAAGAGGCAGACGGAGGGGAAGCGGCAGGGGGCGUGGAAACGACUGAGGGAAGGGAAAGGGCAGGGGGAGGGGAAGAGGCAGGGGGAGGGGAAGCAUCAGAGGGGAGGGAAGGUGCAGGAGGAGGGGAACGGGCUGAGGGGGGGGAAGGGGAGGAGCGAAAGGGAGCAGGAGGGCUCAGCGCGUCUUCUGGUGCUGAAGGGAUUAGUGUUGCUUCUGGUGCUGAGGGGAUUAGUGUUGCUUCUGGUGCUGAAGGGAUUAGUGUUGCUUCUGGUGCUGUUGCCGCAGCUAGGACAGAACACGGAAUCGAAGGGCUUAGUGUCGCAUCUGCUGCUGGUGCUGAAGCUAAGACUGUGUAUGGAACUGAAGGGCUUAGCACAGCUUCUGGUGCUGGUGCGGAAGGGAUUACUGUUACUUCUGUUGCUGGUGCUGAAGGGAUUAUUGUUACUUCUCUUGCUGGUGCUGAAGCUAAGGCUGUGUGUGGAACUGAAGGGCUUCGCAUAGCUUCAAGUACUGAUGCUGAAGGGAUUACUGUUGCUUCUGGCGCUGGUGCUGAAGCUAAGGCUGAAUAUAGAAGUGAAGGGCUUACCGUUGCCUCUGGUGCUGUUGCUGAAGGGCGAGCAGUGGUUGCUAUUGCAGGGGGGCUGUUUCUGUUGGCAAUCGGGGCUACCAUUGGCAAUGCGCGCAGGAAGAGCAGAAGGCUGACGAAACCAGUGUAUCAUGAGGUGAGACCGGGUGACACCGUGUGUGCAAUUGCCGACAAGUACUGUCUUCACCCCGACACGGUUAUUGAUGCUAAUGAGGGGAGGGUGGCCGAGGACCCAGAUAUAAUAUUUCCCGGCGAUUUGAUCUUCAUUCCGAAGUAG